Messenger RNA from Schistosoma spindalis, 1023 nucleotides. Lineage: Eukaryota; Metazoa; Platyhelminthes; Trematoda; Strigeidida; Schistosomatidae. The record is from the annotation of a GenBank genome assembly.
AUGCAAUCAUUUGAUAAUCAAGAUCAAAUAAAAAUGAUUUAUAGAAAUCUGGGCAGCACUGGACUUCGGGUAUCUGUACUUAGUUUAGGUACAGAUGUGACUUUCGGUAAUCAAAUACCGGAUGAAAUAGCUGAGAAGAUAGUUACAGUAGCUUACACUAAUGGAAUUAAUGUUUUUGAGACUGGAGAAGCCUAUUCAAAUGGAGAGGCCGAAAGAACAUUGGGUAGAAUAUUGAGUACUAAAAAUUGGCGAAGAUCCAGUUAUAUCGUAUGCUGUAGAUUGUCAAAAAGUGGAGAUGCUGAAACUGAACAAGGUCUUUCAAGAAAGCAUCUUUUUGAAGGUCUUCGGUCAUCCUUAGAAAGACUUCAAUUAGAGUACGUAGAUAUUGUGAUUGUUACACGUCAAAAUGAAUCAUCGAUUCCAGUUGAAGAAGUUGUAAGAACUUGUACACAUCUUAUUCACCUUGGUUGGACAUUUUAUUGGGGUACAUCUGGAUGGUUACCUUGUGAAGUUAUGCAAGCUCAAACAGUUGCCAGACAAUUCAAUUUAAUCCCACCAUCUGUAGAUCAAAAUGAAUUGAAUUUAUUGAAUAAAAAUUAUUUGCAGAAUAUGCGUGAAAUUUGUUUAAAACUAAAUAUUGGUAUUAUGACAGGAUCACCGUUAAGUGGUGGCAUUUUAACCGGAAAAUACAUUGACUGUAUACCGAAUUUUUCACGAGCCACACUAAAAAAUCAAGAAGAUAUACGUGAUAAACUUCUUUGUUCAAAAGGUAUUAGUCAAAGAGAACAAGUUAAACAAUUAUGUAAGAUAGCAGGUAGAAUUAAAUGUACUUGUGCACAAUUAGCUAUUGCUUGGUGUCUUCGCUGUUCACAUAUUAGUAGUGUUGUUAUCGGAGCAGCAACGGUUGAUCAGUUACAUGAAAACAUAAGAUCAGUAUUGAUUUAUCCACAUUUAACUGCAAGUAUCAUAUCGGAAUUAGAUACUUUAUUAAAUACAAUUGACUCAAAUGAUAACUUUCUUUAA